GUACACACCGCUGUACACACCAUCCUAAUGAGCCUGGGCUCCUUGUGCUUCGUCGGGCUGCAAGCAAAAAGCCUGAACUGUAAUAAGAGUUGACAUGACGCCGGCUCCGCCCCCUGGAGGAAGUAGAGCAGUCCUCCUACAACCACACAGUUAUUAGGAUGGACCAUGGAGACAGAGGGAUGAGGGUGUCUGACCUUCGCUAUGAGGAAGAGGAUGACCAUCAAUCCGUCUACAUCGGCGUCCCCGUAUCGCGUGGGUUACGCCGCAAACGGAGGCGACGGCGUUCGAGUCGAGAGGCUCAGGAAAUGGAGAGGGACAGACACUACGGCCACAACAGACAACACGACCAUGACCGCUACAGAGACAUAGACAUUGAGGAAGGACUUAUGGACUCAGCUGAGCAGAGUCUCCAAGACAUCAACCGCACAAUGUCUCCAGCAGCAGAGCGACUACGCUACAUCCUGAAUGAAGACGACGACAUGCCCACACCAACGCUCUUCACAGAGAUGGAUACUUUGCAGCGAGAAGGAGACGAGCUGGAGUGGAAGGAGUCGGCCAGGUGGGUGAAGUUUGAGGAAAAGGUGGAAGAGGGAGGCGAGAGAUGGAGUAAACCCCACGUGUCCACGCUGUCCCUGCACAGUCUUUUUGAGCUCAGGACUUGUCUCCAAACAGGGACGGUGCUGCUGGACCUGGAUGGCUACUCGUUGCCUCAGAUAAUUGAUGACAUAAUUGAGAGACAGAUAGAAGAGGGCAUGUUAUCGCCUGAGCUCAGGGAGAAGAUCAGCUUUGUGCUCUUGAGGAAACACCGACAUCAGACCAAGAAGCCGAUUCACCGCUCACUGGCCGACAUGGGCAAGUCCGGCUCCUCUGCAAGUCGGAGCGUACCGCCCCGAGGUGGAAUGGGUCCGGCUCCAGGUCAGGGUCAAGGGCCGAACUUUAACCGAUCCACAGAGGAUCUACGAGUUAAGCAGCAAGCUGCUAACUACGGACGCCUACGUCAUGAUCAGAGCAGAAGUAUGAAUGACAUUGCCGACACUCCCAGCACAGACCAGUUGUUGUAA
This is a messenger RNA of Poeciliopsis prolifica (blackstripe livebearer), 1061 nucleotides long. Its product is annotated as electrogenic sodium bicarbonate cotransporter 4-like. The transcript is spliced from 10 exons. Bases 159 to 1061 code for a protein of 300 amino acids. NCBI's taxonomy places the organism in Eukaryota, Metazoa, Chordata, Actinopteri, Cyprinodontiformes, Poeciliidae. Gene Ontology annotation, biological process: monoatomic anion transport. Gene Ontology annotation, molecular function: monoatomic anion transmembrane transporter activity. Gene Ontology annotation, cellular component: membrane. The record is from RefSeq and is a predicted model, not a curated record.